Debaryomyces hansenii CBS767 is the source of this 1764-nucleotide messenger RNA. Its product is annotated as calnexin. Gene Ontology annotation, biological process: protein folding. The record is from RefSeq and is a predicted model, not a curated record. Gene Ontology annotation, cellular component: endoplasmic reticulum membrane; endoplasmic reticulum. Gene Ontology annotation, molecular function: calcium ion binding. The transcript has a single exon. The coding region runs from base 1 to 1764 and encodes 587 amino acids. Lineage: Eukaryota; Fungi; Ascomycota; Pichiomycetes; Serinales; Debaryomycetaceae.
AUGAAAUUGAAUUGCUUUUCAAUUGGUGCCUCUGUAUUGUUGGCAACUAAUUUAGUAAGUGGAGUUAACGUCAAUCACCCCUCUUUCACCCCAUUUGACAAAUCUAAAUUAGACAAGUCCUCAUUUUUUGAACAAUUCGAUUAUAUCACCCUAUUGAAUUCGGAUUGGAAGAUCUCCCAUGCUCAAAAAGACGAUAAGGUCGCAUAUGUUGGGAAGUGGAACAUAGAAGAACCUACUGUUUAUCCAGGGUUUGAAAAUGACAAAGGAUUGGUCUUGAAGACUCCGGCUGCCCAUCAUGCUAUUUCAUAUAAAUUGGAACAACCAUUUGAUAAUACUGACAAUGACUUGGUUUUACAGUAUGAAAUCAAAUUACAAGAUGGAUUGGAAUGUGGGGGAACUUAUAUCAAGUUAUUGGAUUAUGAUUUCGAUAAGGAUGACGAAUUCAAUAAUGACACGCCGUAUCAAGUUAUGUUCGGACCUGAUAAAUGUGGAUCUGAGAAUAAGAUUCAUUUCAUCUUGAGAAGAUUUAACCCAAUUUCCAAGGAACAUGAAGAAAAGCAUUUAGUAAACACCCCUAUGUCUCGUACUGGGAAAUUAUCUACCUUGUAUACUUUGAUUUUGAAAAAGAAUCAAGAUUUUGAAAUAAGAAUAAAUGGUGAAGUUGCAAAAGCAGGCAAUUUGAUUCAGAAGCCAAAACUUAUGAAACCUCCAUUAAACCCACCUAAAGAAAUUGUUGAUAAAGAUGACUUCAAACCUAUUGACUGGGAUGAUAGAAAGUUUAUUCCUGAUCCAGAACAAGCUGAGAAACCUGAUGAUUAUGACAUAAAACACGGUUUAUCAUUAAUUCCAGAUCCUAAUGCUGUCAAGCCUGCAGAUUGGAAUGAUGAUGAACCUGAAUUCGUUGAGGAUCCUUCAGCCCAUAAGCCUGAAGAAUGGGACGAUGAUGAAGAUGGAGUAUGGCUUGCCCCAGAAAUUCCCAAUCCUAAGUGUUCUUCUGGCUGUGGUACAUGGGAAGCACCACUAAUUAUUAACCCAACAUAUGUCGGACCAUGGAUUCAACCAGUGAUUCCAAAUCCUAAUUAUAAUGGAGAAUGGAAACCAAGAUCUAAGCUGAAUCCAAAUUAUUUUGAAGAUUUAAAACCAUCAAAUUUGGAACUAAUUGGAGGGUUAGGUUUUGAAUUAUGGAGUAUGGAUGGCGACAUUUUAUUUGAUAAUAUCUAUUUAGGUCACUCUAUCAAGGAGGCUGAAUUAAUUGGAAACAAGACAUAUUCUCCAAAGUAUGAUAUUGAAGAAUACGACUUAGAGCACAAUAAACCCCCUGUUAAAAAUGAACCCAUUGCACCUCCUCCAACUUUCGAAGAUUUUGUGAAUAAUGAUCAAUCAACCUUCAGCAGGAUUCGUGAAAUUUUCAGCAUGUUGUAUGCCAAUCAAUAUUCAGAUAUAAGCUCGUUCUAUUAUAAAUUUAUGAGCAAUCCGGUGGAAACCAUAAUCCAAGAGCCAGUAGUAUUCUUUAUAUACUGUUGUGCUUUUGUUUCAGUCUUCACUUUUGCGUUUGGAAUAUUCGGUGCUUUGGUAUUCAUGGUAACCGGAGCGUCCCAGGUUACCCAAUAUGAGCAACAACCGGAAACAAUCCCCAAAAUUAAUGAGCCUGAUAGUGACGGAAAUGAGGAUAAACAUAAAAUUGAAGAUAUUAUUGAUGAUGAUGAAGUAAAGGUAUCAUCUAUUAAGACUUCCGUAACAUCUGCGUCUAAGAGGAGGGCAUAA